CUCCGCGCCCGGAAACCGAAAGGCGGCCUCCCUCCCCGCGCCGCUCUCCGCCCAGCCCGCCGGGUCGCCGCCUCCGCCGCUCCUCCUCCGUUGUGGCGCAGGAGAGCUCCGCUGCCCGGAAGGCCGAGGCUGCCGCGCCUUCUUUCCGCCUCACCGGCCCGCGCGAUGGCGUGAGGCGGCGCGAGGCGAAGGGCGCGACUAGGCCGCGCCGAGCCGGGGACUCGAGUAGCCGCCGUGGCCGGGGUCGGUGAGGGGACGGCCGGGCAGGCGGCGCAGCGGGCCCGCCCGCCUCCUCCUCGAUGUGGCUGCAGCAGCGGCUGAAGGGGCUGCCGGGCCUGCUCUCGAGCAGCUGGGCCCGGCGCCUGCUGGCGCUGCUGGUCUUCCUGCUGGUGGCCUGCUGGUACCUCGGCGGGGCCUGGCUGCGCCUCCUGCCCUGGCGGCACGGGCGGCCCGCGGGCGGCGCGGCCGGGCUGUGCCUGCAGGCCGAGACGCAGGCCUGGCAGGCCUUGGCUGAGAGGGGCGACGCCAGGCUGCUGCCGCUGCAGGCCGGGCCGGGAGGCGAUGGCGACCAGGGCGCCCUGCUGGGCCUGGUGGGCAACGGGCACCUGCUGCUGGACGUGGCCGCCAACCGCCUCUGGGUGGCCCCGGCCGCGGGCAGAGGCCUGGCAGCCGCCUCCCCAGUUUACGCCACCGAAUACCCGGCCUUGGCGCAGCUGCGGGCCCCGGCCACCACCCUGGCCGAAGCCGGGGCAGCCGUGGUCAUGCUGAGGGAUGGAGUUAUCCACAGGGCCCGCUGCGUCCACCCUGGUCCGGCGGGCUCUGACGGGGCGGCCCAGGAGUGCGUGGCCAUCCGGGAGGAGGUGCUGACCCACCGGGGGCGGCCGCACCUCUACCUGCAGCGGGUGGCCAUCACCAACCCCACCGAGCGCCAGGUGGCCUUUGAGGUGUCCGGCCCACCGUUGAAGGCAUCCUCCUUGACCCUCGGCAGCGGCGGUGCCGGUUCCGGCAGCAAGUUUGUCACCACCUUGGAGAAGGCCGGUGACCGGCAGUUCCUGCUGUCCUCGGGCCGCGUGCUGCAACCAGACGGUGCCAAGGUGGUGCUGGUCGUGGUGGCGGCCAAGAAGCUGGUGAGCCGGGUGCAGGUGGCGCCCCGAUCGCAGUUCGACGAGACCUUGGUGUCAGUGGUGCAGACCUCGGAGCCCAUCGAGGCCUCCCGGCUGGAGGAGACCUUCAGCAAGCUGCGGGAGGCGACCAGGAGGGAGAUGUUGGAGGUGCUGAGGAUGAGGGUGGAAGACCUGUUGCAGGAGCACCGGAAAGCCUGGGCCGACUUAUUCAUCUCAGGGGUAGAAAUGAGGAAGAUCACUGACGCUCACACCCCAUCCAGCAAGACUGUCAACAUGACACUCUAUUACGUCCUCUCUACCAUGCCAGCUCCCUUUCUGGAUCCUCUCAUUAGCAGCGAGGAAAGGGAAAAAAUGGAAGCUACACUGAACUAUGCCGACCACUGCUUCAGUGGCCAUGCCACGAUGCAUGCAGAGACCCUGUGGCCGGCGCACUUGGUGAGCGUGCCUCAGGUCCUGCAGCUCUCAGAUUUGUGGAAGCUGACCCUCCAGAAACGAGGGUGCAAAGGUCUUCUGGCGGCCGGUGCCCACGGCCUCAUGCAGGGAAUGGUGCUUAGCUUUGGAGGGCUGCAGUUCACCGAGAACCACCUCCAGUUUCAAGCUGACCCCGAUGUGCUUCACAACAGCUACUCUUUGCGUGGGAUUCAUUACAACAAGGACCUGAUUAACUUGGCUGUGCUGCUGGAUGCAGAAGGGAAACCCUUCCUGCAUGUCUCUGUGAAGUUCCAGGAGAAGCCGGUCCAGCUGUACGCUUGCGAGGGGGGCUGCUCGAACGAGCCUGUGGAACUCACUUCGGAGCUGCGUGGCCACACAUUCCCCGUCAUGGUGACGCAGCCCAUCACGCCGCUGCUCUACAUCUCGACAGACUUGGUUCACCUGCAGGAUCUGAGACACACACUGCACCUGAAAGCCAUCCUGGCCCAUGAAGAGCACAUGGCAAAGCAGUAUCCAGGCUUGCCCUUCCUCUUCUGGUUCAGCGUGGCCUCCCUCAUCACUCUCUUCCACUUGUUCCUCUUCAAGCUCAUUUACAAUGAGUACUGCGGACCAGGGGCUAAGCCGCUAUUCCGCAGCAAGGUGUAAAGCCAGCCAUGCCUGGGGGGGAGAUGCCUGACCCUUUGCCAGCAGAGUCAUUCUCUUGGAUUUCUGAACCUCGGCUCCCCGGCCGGAAAGUAGGGGGCCUGAGUAGCAGCUUGAAUGUCCUGUGGACAAGCUCUGGGUGUGCACAUGUAUGAAGGAGUAACAGUCCACAUUCAAUUUUCUUUUAAAAUUUUGCUCUGGUACAAAAUAAUUUUUGAGGGUGGGGCGCACUUUUAGCACAGUUUCUAUUGUUGGGGACCACAGUUGCCUCUGGAAUGAGUGAUUGCAGAAAGCAGAACGCCAUGGUAUGUUCAGGGAUUGCAGGAGGGGAUCUAUUGAAAUAAGCCGUACGCUAGUGCGAAGAUUACAGAAUGAAUCUAAAGGAGGGGCGGGGGGUUGCUCUUUACACAUUGACCGUUGAGGGGACUCGGGCUUUUUGCUGCCUCUCAUGGUGGUUGGAAAUAUUGUGAUAGAUUAUUAUUAGGAUCUUCUAGGUGUAGAGUUCACAGGGCCAAGGAAAUGUUGAGGCAAAGGAGGCCAAGGAAUGGCCUUUCUUCUUUCUGCAGCCCAUUCUAGGCCUGAAGGAAAGCUGAUGGCUCGGGGCUGUUCGUCCUCCCACUCCUUCCCAUGGCAGCAUCAAGUGUUGAAUUGUGAUAGUGGUUACUAAACUCACAAGACAGAGAAGUCAACCGGGGACAGAAAGGCCUUGACUUCAGAUUUUCCUCUCUCUCUUUGCUGCCAGAGUGAGGGGGGGGGGGAGUUAGCAGCUGAAAUGAAAGGAAACUACAGCCUAGUUAUGUUUGGGGUUACAAGUUGGCAAGCCCAGAAAACAUGGGGUGUGGAGGUGCUGGGCCAGUGGACAUUAGCAGUUGUUUGCAAGUUGAACGUUCUCUGUUGGCUCUGAAUAUUGGACUUUAGUGUAAAAUGUGGGGAAGGAAGAUGGCAGAUCUGGUCCCCAUCAGAGCAAAGGUGUUCUUUCCAGCUAUCACUUUGUGUUGCAUAAAAAAAAAAUUAGAGAGAAUUGGCUAGAAAUCCCCCUUGCAGAAUGUGCAUACUACUGGAACCUUGGAACUCACUGAGCUUCUUUUUAUUGAUUUCUUCCUCUGUGUGUGUUGUGUGUGUGUGUGUUUUUGAAAGAUUUAAAGUUCCCAUGCCCCGCCCCCUUUGCACCAUGCCCUCAUUAAACUGUUAAAAAGCAGUUGGUAUAACUAGCUGCUGCUAUUCCUUCUAUAUAGAAAAUGCAUGGCUGCUGUUAAAAUCAAUGCUCUGGCUCCUUGUUCCUGGAAAUGUCUGGAAAAUUCCAAUGUGUGCCGUCAUAACAUUAUGUUAACUGCCCAGGCAAAUAGUGACCAGUGAAGGACAGCUGGGGAGAGCCAGUUAUCUUCACGAUGCUGUUGCUGCAUCAUUGUCCAUUAAGGCUUACUGAACAUUUCCAGGGAAAGGGGAAGAAGAGGAUCGGGGGUCCCGGCCUUUGGCAGCAGCCGUAUUUUCUCUAUAUAUUGUAGAUGCACACCCACUUGCCUUCCUCUACAGAACUAUCAGCUUUUAUCCAAGGAGAGCAUGUGACACUGAGAAAAGACAAUUAGAGGUGCUUACCGAGCGCUGAAGUGGUGAGGAGCUGCUGUGUAGGUGCACAUAUCAUUAAAAGAUAGCUUAGUAAAAAGACUCCACUUCAGGCGGAAGUGAUGUCCUAUGGAGUGUCUUUUAACUGCAAGUGAGAUGAACAGUGGGAUAAAAACCUAGUGCUGAUAGCUGAAAUGGAUGUCUGAGGCAGUGUCACAGCAGCUGGAAGAACAAAGAUCUUUCCCCAGCAGCCUGCCCUUUGUGCCUUGUGGAGGAGGGAAUGAGAAUUGGUGGGACUUCUUCACCAUCUCUCUUUUUAACCCCUCUCCCCAAGUGUGUUGGCUUCCAUAAGAUGUGCUCCCUUUAAUAGAGAAGACUUGAAAAUUACAUUUUCUUUUCCUCUGCUUAAUUUCAUAGGAAAAUAAGCCACCUUCUGUUUUGGUCCCCAGACUUACCUGAAUGAGACAGUUCUACUCCCCCCACCCAUUCUAAUCGAAUGUUGUCUCAUUUUCUGUGUGUAUUUUAAUUUAUUGUUGGUGGAUUUGAGAUGUUGAAUCAUUGCAACUUUGAAAGUGAAUAACAGCCAAUUAAGAAUGUAUAUAUUUAUCUCUCGUGCAUUAAUCCAGCGCUGCAAACGGGUUUCCCGGCCUUUUGUGAACAUAGCAUACAAAAUAGUCAACGUUAAUUGAAGGAGGUGAUCUAUCGGGUUUUCUUGCUCCAAGUGUGUUGCAAUGUCCUAUUUCAGACUUCCUGAUGAUUUGAAUAUGAUUGUUUGUUUGAUUUUACAAAUACCAAAGGUUUUUGUUUUUUAAGGAAAUAAAUACCAUUCAAAUAUACACUUAGUGGUUUCAGUCA
Eublepharis macularius is the source of this 4616-nucleotide messenger RNA. RefSeq names its product KIAA2013 ortholog. The coding region runs from base 300 to 2201 and encodes 633 amino acids. NCBI's taxonomy places the organism in Eukaryota, Metazoa, Chordata, Lepidosauria, Squamata, Eublepharidae. The transcript has 2 exons. The record is from RefSeq and is a predicted model, not a curated record.